AUGCAGUACUUAUUGGGAAUUAUUGUAAAUUGGUCUAUAGUAGCGAUAACUUCUUACGACCUCAGCUUUGUGAGUGUUACUAAAAAUAAUCCUCAAAAAUAUUGCAAAACACUUACUGAGGAUAUAUAUGCCGAACGUGCCUUUGAUGCCAUGCUAAUAAUUCUCAAUGCUAAUACAAAAUCAACGAAGGACUUAAUGCUUGAGGGCCUGUAUCAACAGGAGAACAUUCCCAAGGUGAUUAUGACUAAUAGAGCAGAAAGCUUCCUAUACAAACAACGAUUUAAUGAAGAUAUUCUCUUAAUAAUUUUCCUAAAUGAAGACAAGGAGUUGGAUUUAAUAGACUUGGCAGCUUAUACCACGAAUUAUAUGAGACAAACCCGAAUCCUUAUAAUUGCAGAAUAUGUAAGAGAUAAGGAAAAGUUACUGAAAUUAUGCCAACAUUACAAAAUGACCAAUGUUUUAAUGUUGUUAUACUCAACUGCUGCUGAAGGCUUAUUACAGUUGCAACCCUAUCCGGAUUAUCAUUGGCAAAAGUUUCACUUCAACUCCUCAUCACAACUCCUUUAUUAUCCUCAACAUUGGCGCAAUAUGAAAAAUCGAACUCUAUUGACGUUUACCGAUCAAACUCUUCCAAGGGCCUUAGUCUUUCCAGAUCCCAAGAGCGGGCAACUAAAACUAAAUGGCUAUCUACCUCGCAUGGUUAUGUUAUUUGCCGAACUUUAUAAUGCCUCUCUAAAAAUGUCCCAUCCCUUGGUAAUGGGUAAAAAAACUCACUUUUCAAUUAUCAAUCAAAUGGUGGAUCAAAAUCUAAUGGAUAUUCCCAUGGUUACAGAUAGUUCUGUCAAUGGUCAUUGGUUGAAUAUGAGUGAUACAUUUGAAAUUGAUCAGGGAUUUCUUAUGAUACCAUGUGCCCAUCCUCGUUCCAUUAGAGAGGUAUACAUGGUCUUGCUUAGUGGCACCUUUAUAUGCUUCGUUAUCAUUUGCAUCUCAUCGCUGUCAUUUGUGCACACACUCUGCGAAUAUGUGAAUAAGCAUCGUUGGAAUUACAUCAACUUCAUAAUCAAUGAUCGCAUAAUUCCCGGCUUCUUGGGUCUAUCAUUUUCAACUCGCAGCAUUUCUUUGCUUAGCUUAAAAUUAGUCUACCUCCUGUUGUUUUUUGGAGGUCUCUAUACCAGUACCCAGUUCUCGGCAAACAUUGGCAGCCUCUUUACCAUUCCCAGCUAUCAUCGUAAAGUGGAAACUAUAGAUGAACUUAAACAAUCAUCUCUAAAAAUUCUUAUGUUCGACAAGGAAGCCGAAAGUAUCAUCAGCAGAAGAGAGCAUCUAAGGGAAUCCAUAAUUUCUAGCAAAAAUAUGUCUUAUGUUCAGGAGGCUCGUCUAAAUUUCAACAAUUCCUUUGGCUACUAUACCUCGGCGACCACGUGGCGCAUAUUUAGACGCAAGCAACAAUAUUUUACAUACAAAGAAUUUUGUGUUCCAGAUGGAUUAACUGUUUUCCGAUUCAUACCUUGGAACAUUCCUUUACAACACAACUCUCCCUAUAAAGAGCCUUUGAAUUAUCUCAUUCAUCGUGUUCAUGAUUUGGGUCUAAUGGAUGCUUGGCAUUCAAUGUUGUUUUCGGAUAUGCUGAAGUUGGAUCUAAUCUCCCUACGCGAUCCUUAUCCUAAGCGAGCAUUCAAACAAAUGACUGUAAAUGAUUUAUUUUGGAUUUGGCUAAUUGUUGUAAUUGGUUUGGCAUUGAGUCUUUUGAUUCUUUCGGCCAAGAAGAAAAGGAUUUUUGGUUUUGGAUAUGAAUUCGCAAUGAAGAAGCAGUUAGCUUCAUCAAAAAUGAUUUUUAUCUAUUUGUGA
This is a messenger RNA of Stomoxys calcitrans (stable fly), 1848 nucleotides long. RefSeq lists its product as uncharacterized. Lineage: Eukaryota; Metazoa; Arthropoda; Insecta; Diptera; Muscidae. The transcript has 2 exons. The coding region runs from base 1 to 1848 and encodes 615 amino acids. The record is from RefSeq and is a predicted model, not a curated record.